This is a messenger RNA of Sinocyclocheilus grahami, 665 nucleotides long. Its product is annotated as WD repeat-containing and planar cell polarity effector protein fritz homolog. Gene Ontology annotation, cellular component: axonemal basal plate. The annotation marks the transcript as partial. Lineage: Eukaryota; Metazoa; Chordata; Actinopteri; Cypriniformes; Cyprinidae. The transcript has 5 exons. The record is from RefSeq and is a predicted model, not a curated record. Gene Ontology annotation, biological process: establishment of protein localization; nervous system development; cilium organization.
GUGUGUUCAGUGGCGCUCAGCUAGGCCCAGGUGAUCUGGUACAGCACCGUUUGCGCUGUGAGGAGGUGGAUGCAGCACUGGGAAUUCUGGGUAAUAUGGACUGGGCCAUGAUGGGAGCAGAGUGUUACAGGUCACUCAUCUCCAUCACAGAUCACCUGCUGAGAAAACCACUGGACCAGCAAACUGAAGGUAANNUGGAAGCAGCAUUGGGGAUGUUUUAUGCCCCCUGCAGACCCCUCUCAAACACUGUCAUACUGGAGUACAGAGACCCCAUCAGCAGAUACGCCCGCCGAUUCUUCCAUCACCUGCUCAGACACCAGCGGUUUGAAAAAGCUUUCUUGCUGGCUGUAGAUAUCGGUGCGAGAGAUCUAUUUAUGGACCUCCAUUAUGUGGCAGCAGAUAAGGGUGAGGUGGUGUUAGCUGCUGUAGCCAAGAAGAAGGCUAAUGAAAUAGACGCAGAGGCACAAACAUUGGCACCAGCAGAAUGGGCAUACAUUCAAAUGAAAGAAGUGCCGUAGAAAGAAAAAAGCGAGAGGGGGAUAAGGGACGGACAGAAGUAGUUCGGCUAACAGGUGUACAGAUGAGACAAGGGGAGGUAUUUAGCUUGUAAUAAGGGGGUGAAAACUUGAGGGUGUGUGUGUUUCCCACCCUGUCUGCCCAUAAGC